This is a messenger RNA of Drosophila persimilis, 10369 nucleotides long. It is a transcript of the gene Piezo, whose product is annotated as piezo-type mechanosensitive ion channel component. The record is from RefSeq and is a predicted model, not a curated record. The transcript is spliced from 31 exons. Lineage: Eukaryota; Metazoa; Arthropoda; Insecta; Diptera; Drosophilidae. Gene Ontology annotation, biological process: regulation of membrane potential; detection of mechanical stimulus; cellular response to mechanical stimulus. The coding region runs from base 669 to 9689 and encodes 3006 amino acids. Gene Ontology annotation, cellular component: plasma membrane. Gene Ontology annotation, molecular function: monoatomic cation channel activity; mechanosensitive monoatomic ion channel activity.
AACAACAUUCGCUAGAAGUUUACGUUAAAACCAAACUAAAAAUUGUAUAAAAAUAAAUUAUAUAUUGGUGGUUUCGGGAGCCUUAAAAACAAAAAUAUGGCCAAAGGCCGGUAAAAUAGGCCUAUAUUUAUCCUUCAUAAAUAUCCGAAAUACAAUUGUUUACCGGAAGGUCUCCCGAGCAAAUGCUUCGUAGAGAAAUCCAUGUGAAUCAAGUUAGAACCCGUGCGCGCGGUGUGUUGUUUACGCGGCGUCCGUGUGUAAAAAUCGAAGCCACAUCGAAACAAUAAUUACGCAAAGAAGUGGUAAAUAAUCAAAUAGAAGAGUGACCCGCCAGGCAGGGGAAACAGUGAUUAAAAGAGAGUUCUGAAAGUUAAAACAGAUUCUCCUCCAAGUAAAAGUGCGAAGUUUUGGUGUGUUUUGUUGUUCAUGUUUUUUUGGAAAACCGGAAACCCGUCGGAGUGUUUGUUGUGGUCGGUCUCCGGCAGCGGCAGCGGGCAGAGCUUAUGCAAAUGUGGAACUGCUGCCCUGCACUGCUUGUGGCACACAAAUUGCAAUCGAAGCGGAAACUUUUAUGAAUGAGUCGUCUGCCAGGAGGAGCAGCAGCUACGUGAGCGCCACGCGGGAGUGGGAGAGUGGAGCAUCCAGGCCCAUAUCCAUAUCCAUCCAAGAUGGCCUUCAGCUAUGCGUGCAUGGUGCUGCAGCGCGUCGUCGUUCCGGCGGUGCUGGUUCUGGCUUCGCUGAUGCGACCGGUGGGCAUAUCAUUUGUGUACCUUCUCAUGUUCUUCAUGUCACCGUUUGUACCCCUGGCCACGCGACGCAACUUCAAGGGAUCAGUCACCGCCUUCUUCAUCAUUCUGCUGUCGCUGAGCACUCUAGUCCUGCUGGGGCACAUCGCCCUCCAGAUAGUGGCCGUCAGCACAGCGCUGCCCAUCUACAACUGCUCCUUCAGCGAGCGCCUGCUUAGGCACAUAGGCUUCGUGAGCUUCAUCGAUCUGAAGCCCCUGGCCAUCAUUGAGUGGCUGGCCCCGGAGGUCCUGGUGUUUGCCACCUCCCUUGGCUCCUACCUCACCGUAAAGCGACUGGCCGUACAGCCCAUCACCGCCGAGCAGCUGGAGAACGGCGAGCUGAUCGAAGCCCAGUCCGCGGACCACGCCCAGUCGACCCAGCCCCCCUGCCCCACAGAUGCCAAUGGCGGAGAUGUGCAACAGGCCACGGCAACGACGCCACUGCAGCAGCAGCAGCAGCAGCUGCGGAAGCGGGUCUCCAUGAUCAGUCAGCAUAUCCACUUCGAGGGAUUGAUCAAGAUCUCGCCUCUCUUCUGCCUUGCCACACUGUUCUUUGCGGCCGCGCUGCGUCCCUCGGUGCCGGGUGGAUUCUAUUUUCUCAUCUUCCUGCUGGCCGGCACUUACUGGGCAACCUGCCGGACGCUGCAACGUGGCUUCGCCUUGCUGUUGCGCUGCGUAAUGGUCGUCCUUGUGCUCCACUCGCUGUCCAUUGUGUCCUACCAGACGCCCUGGAUGCAGGGCCACCUCAAUCACACCAGCCUGACGGCGCGUCUGAUUGGUCUGGAGCCGCUCAUUGAAUCCUACUGCUCGCCGGAUAUACGGGUCCUCCUGUACAAUAAUACCCUCUAUCUGGACUCGUACCUGAACCCGUUUGCCCUGUUCUUUGCCUACUUCGCUUUGGCUCUGACCACCAAGCAUCUGAUCAAGCCCAGGCUGGUGCGUCAGAGUACGCGGAAGGGGCGCACAGCCCAGCCCCUGGAGAGCGGAUCUUCAGUGGCAAUGGGCGGCACUCAACGCGGCAAUGAAAUACCGCUGGACUCGCUGGAGCAGCGAUCGGAGCAGGAGAACACGACCACCUCGAUACUGGAUCAGAUAUCGUAUGGCUUUGUCAGUGUGGGUGGCUUCAUCUACCAGAACAGCUAUAUAUUCACCAAUAUUCUAAUGAUGGCCUGGUCCAUAGUAUACCACAGUUGGCUGACGUUCGUCCUCCUGCUGUGGGCCAAUGUGCUGUGGAUGAUCCCCAACCAGCGGAAGGCGAUGAUGCGGUCCAGUCCGUUCAUCGUGCUCUACGCGGAGGUGCUGCUGGUGGCCCAGUACAUAUACGGCAUGGACCUGAACAACAACGAGCUUCCCACGAAGGUCACCACGGCGGGCAUCAAUCUGCAGCAGAUUGGGUUCGAGCGGCCCAUCGAGAACCACAUGCGUCCAUGUGUGCCGCUGAUCGUGAAGACAGCCUUCGUCCUGAUGUUCUGGGUGACGUCGCGGCAGUUCUUCAAGGAGAAGCGCGACCGGCGAAGGGACACCAUGGCGGACAUCAUCGCUCCGCUGCAGAUCACCGUGGGCUCGGCGGGGUCCAGCUACCUCAUCAACGACGGCAAGAAGACCUCAAAGUUCCUAAAGAAGGCCGGCGAUGUGAUCAAAAACCUGCUGGUGCGCCUGUGGAUCUGGCUACUGGUGCUGGUGAUCUUCCUCUGCGCGAUCACCGGAGAGAAUAUGACGGGCUUCCGCAUCUGCUACAUGGCCCUGUUCCUGUUCUUCUUGCUAGUAUUUCAGUCCUCGUCCAAGGCAUGGGUGAAGAUCAUGUACGGCUUCUGGCUGUUCCUCAUUUUCUACGCCAUGUCCAUACUGAUUCUGAUCUACACAUAUCAAUUCGACAAGUUCGAUACGUACUGGAACGACUAUCUUAAUGUGUCCAAGACGCUACAAAACGACAUUGGUCUGAAGCGCUACCAAACGAAGGAUCUUUUCCUGCACCUGGUCUCGCCCACGAUCAUUGUGAUCCUGACUGUGAUCCAAGUGCAUUACUUCCACAAGCGCUUCAUUGCCUCGCUGCAACAGCAGCCAGCAACUGCUGGUGCUGCCGGAGCUGGCGGCUCUGCACAGCAGAAACCCACCGAGACAACGGCUCUGGAAGCGGCGCCCUCAAAGCGUCGUGGCAGUGCCGGCUCCCUGCGGCGCUCCCAGGGUCCCUCAGGCGAGGCGGCGCCCGGCGGCGCCACCACAGACUUUGAGACCUCUGUGCGGGAUCUGGUGCGGAUUUCCUUCCGCAAGAUCAAGAACAAGUCAGAGUACAUCUUCAAGAACUUCAAGGACGUUUUCUGGCGCUUCCUGGAGCUGCACAUCAUGAAGGCCGUCUACAUCACCGCCUUUGUGUGCAGCGUGAGCGAGGUCUGCGUCCUGCACAUUGUCUUUGUGGGCUUCUGUGUGCUGGGUGCCACUUCACGGAAGGCCAUCCAAGUGAUAAUCAGCCGCGUGAUAUCGUUUAUUGUCACCAUUAUCGUCCUGUCUAAGAUGAUCUAUCAGAUUGAGUACCUGAGCCACACCCAGUACACCGUCUUCUGCUCCGACAACCGCACGGCCAACAACGCCGAGUGGGUGGGCCUCACGAAGGCUGAGAAGAUGGAGGGUGGUUUGAUGAGUCUGCUGCGCACGUACAUCAUCUACAUGGUCACUGUGACCAUGCACGCCGUGAUCACGUUGCGCCAGCUGCAGAUGAGAGUGAAGAUUGGAGCCGUGAAUGCUCCGCCCACCAAGCUGCUGUUCCCAAAUAUCAUCCGCGCCGAUGCUGAGAAGGAUCUAGUGGGUUUGGUCAAGUACCUCCUGAACUAUGCCUUCUACAAGUUUGGCAUCGAGAUAUCGCUGAUUGCCCUGGUCUCCACCAUCACGUACCGCCAGGACAUUGUGGCCGUGGCCUAUGCGCUCUGGCUGGUCGUCCUCUUGCUACUAAGGCGGUCGCAGUGCGCCAAGAUCUGGGGAGUUUUCCAGGCCUUCUUUGCCAUCUCGAUAUUGACGCAAUAUAUCAUCUUGGUGGGACUGCCGCCAAGCUCAUGUCUGGUUUAUCCCUGGGACGAGGGCGCCUUUGGGGAGAGCAUCCAGCGCUGGACGAUGCUUCCCGGGGCCCUGCACUUCAACCAUGUGCCUAAGCUGAUCUUCGACUUCAUCGUCCUGGUCAUCCUGAACCGUCAGAAGAGCAUCUUCUGCAUAGAGCAGCGCUACGCCAGCAAAGACGACUAUCCCGGAGGCAGCAAUCGUAGCGUUAUCUCGGACAUUGCCCAGCUGGGGAGGACGCCCUUCGACAAUCCCACCCACGACUUCUGCUCGUACAUUCGCAACUACUCGGACAUCCUGAAGAACGGGGUGCUGUGCGGCUUCUACUGGUUCACCCUGGCCGUGGUAUUCUUGGCCGGGACCAACAUUGCUGAUCUGCUGGCCCUGGGCUACCUCAUUGGGGCGUUCGUCUUCCUCUGGCAGGGCUCCGACUUCUAUCUGCGGCCGAUCAACACCAUCAUCAGUCGCUGGAAGUGGCUGCUGGCCUUCAACGUGGCCAACAUCCUCAUCAAGACGAGCUUCCAAAUGGCCGGCUGCUUGUUCAUGACGCCCCUGACCACCCACUGCUGCUGGCUGGUGCACAUGCUGGGCAUCACCUGCACGAGCAACGUGCUCAAGGAGCCACUGAUGCUGACCGAAGAGACGGACCUUAUAUUGGCGCCCGGUGAAUGCCCCAAGAUCACGCAUCAGGUGGUCCUGCUGUGGGACACGAUCUGCUUUGCUUUCAUCAUCUUCCAGCUGCGCAUCUUUAAGUCUCACUACUUCUGCCACAUCAUCACGGACACGAAGGCCAACAAUAUUCUGGCUUCCAGAGGAGCUGAUAUCAUUGAGGGAUUGCGCCAGAACCAGAUUGCCCAUCGCCACGGCCAUGAGAAGCAGGUCCUGCUCAAGAUCAAGCGGAAGAUGGAGCGGAUUCGGGCCACGCAGCAGAAAAUGCUGCGACCCCUGGACAAGCAGACACAUUUUGAUGGGCAACGCACGCCCUCGGAUCAGACAAUGUCGGAGGUGGCGCCCCUGGCCCACAACAGCAGCUUCACCUCCUGCCAGGGGUCCGGCUAUCUGACACCUGACGAGCAGAGCUCCUCGAGCUCAGCCACCUCAUCGCCGGCCCGGGCCUCGCUCCUGUCCAGCUGCGAGAGCAGCGACGAGAGCGCGGACAGUGCCGAUGCUUGUGUGGUCAUUGAGCCGGAGAUCAAUGUGAUGCCCUGCGAGGAGCUUACGGAGUACGCGGACGUGCAGUCGGCCAGUGAGGAGGAGGCCACUGUGGCAGCGGCCCUGCCACGACUGGAACCCAUCGCCCCGACGACAGCUGUAAGUUUUGGGGAUGUCCACACACAGGAGACUCCCACUAAAUGCAUCCAUUCUUCGAAGCCCACGACGCCCAGCACAGACGCUCUAUCUGCCCUGCUCACCGAAGGGUUCUUAGAGCCGAAAAGGAUCUCCCUGGGUCUGGCCUCCUCUGAUAUCAGUGCUUCGGGUACCACGCAUAGCCUUGCGCCUCCCAUGGUGGCCUAUGCCAACGCCAUGGCCAACAGUGGGACCAGCUCAGUGCUGUCCUCGAAUCUGACCCCGAAUCUGCGGAGGGAACACCGUCGGCAGUCUUCGACAAAUGCAGCUGUCUCCUGGAACGAGACCGUGUCCAUCAAGCGAUCCCCGCUGAGCAAAGAAAUGUCGGCAGAGCGGGAUGAGGAGGUGACCAUGCGCCAGAAGUCACUGCACCGUCGCCACCAGAGCAUGGGCAACGCCAGCUACUCCCUGGACGAGGCCGCCCAGUCCUCCCAGCGCAUGCGCCACUCCAGCAACCAGUCUGGGGCCAGGGAUGAGGCUGCCCUGCGCUCCACCCAGCGGCCGCACAGCUGGGGACCCGUGGGUACGGUCUACUAUAUGGAGUCGCUGAUGUGCGCGUUCUAUGAGCCCGCACUGCUGCAUGGACCAUCUACCCGGGCUGGCGACUACUACAUGUUCGAGGAGAUGGAUGACAAGUUCGAGCUGGACCUGAUACACGACGAGAUUGACUUUCUGGAGGAGGAGAACAUGACCGAGAGCGAGAUGAAGAUGCAGCGCCGCAAAACCCUCUAUGAUGUGUGGAAGGACCUGAACGAUGCCGAGUAUCGUCGUCAUUUCUAUAUGCGCGAGCGAUCCUACGCCUCUGAGCCGGGCUCUCGCAUAGCUCUUAAGCUAGACGACGACCAGGACAAGGCGCCCGCUCAUGACCUAGGCCUGACCGAUGGCGCGGACGACGACGACGACACCAUUGAGUGCGACCUGGGCAUGCGCACGUCGACGCUGUCCGAGCCGCUCGACUUCGGGCGCCGUAGCCAGACGCUGCUCGAGGAUGGCCUUCCGGCGAGGGUUAAAUCAAAGGAUGCUCCCGGUGCCGACUUUCCCUCCACCAGCAAGGGCAUAUCCAAGGAGCGGGAUGAAGCAGGCACGGAAGUUCCGGCGGCUCCAACCCGCGAUGUGGCUGAUCUGCCAGUGAUUCCACCGCCCCCGACCAGCUUGGGACGUGAGGCCACCUACAAGGAGACUUCGGAAAGCAAAUCCAAGAUGGAAGUCGACAGCGGCGAGGUGACGGCCAAGGACUCGGACGAGGACUUCGACACGAAUCCCAUCAUCAGGCUGCUCGAGGGCUUCUUGGUCACCCUGACCAUAAGACUGAACCGCUUCUCGCGCAACUACCGCUACGUCAAUCGCAUCUUGGCUGGCGAGAAGAAGACUCUGAAGGAAUCGAGCUCCCUGAAUCGUCUGGGCCUGUCGAGUGCUGCUGCCAUGUUCCACUUCCUCAAGUCCAACCUCGAGAGCAAUGAGAGUGGUGGCGAGCAGCCCGCCUCAUCGUCCACGCCGCGGCGGCUCCUGGCCCCGGCAAUCGUUACUCCACCAACUGCAACAGAACACACAACCACAAGCACCCCACUAAACACGAAUACAACAACCACACCGCUAUCACCACAAGUUCCACCGACACCACCAACAACCAGUACACCAGUACAACAGAAUCAGCCACAGAAUCAGCCUCAGCACAGUCGACUCAGUGCUGUGGACGACAUCAUCGAACUGCCCGUAGAUACCGUUGAUGCAGCCAUUUCUAGAAAACAAUCGAUCAAUUCAUCGCCGCCAGCCAAGGGCACGAUGCUCAGUCGCAAAUCGGACUGUGGCCUGCCCGAGAUCCGCAUUAAAGCGCCUUCCAUCGAGCGCGGCGCACACUAUUAUAAUCAUCAUAGUGCCGGCGGUGGCGGUGGCUCGGGAUCGCUGAGCAAGCACUGGUCCUACGAGCAGGUGGACAGCGCCGGAGACUUCAACUUGGAGGAGGAGAACUUUGCCCAGCGGGAUCAUCACAUUAUAGUGGAGGUGCUGAUCUCCUCGUGGUAUGCCUUGCUUGCCAACACAGAUCUGAUUUGCUACAUAGUAGUGUUCAUCAAUCAGGUCGUCAAUGCCAGUCUCAUCUCGUUGCCGCUGCCCAUAAUGGUCUUUCUCUGGGGCACUCUGUCACUGCCUCGUCCAACGAAAACCUUCUGGGUCACCCUAAUUGCCUACACCCAGGCCAUCGUUCUGAUCAAGUGUAUCUUCCAGUUCAAGCUAAUUUGGGCGAACUAUCACAACCUGCCCAAUCAGCCCUUGACGGCCGCCAAGAUCUUUGGCGUGGAGAUGAAGACCCACUAUGCAGUGUACGACUUGAUGCUGUUGCUAGUGCUCUUCUUGCACCGCUAUCUGCUCAAGUCGCAAGGUCUGUGGAAGUCAGGCUACAAGGACACAGAUCAGCAGUUUGCCAAACCCACCGCCAGCAUCGAUGACCGAGACGACAGCGACAACCUAUCUCAACCCGACUCUCGCCAGCUAAACGAUGAUGCAGCCCAGAAGUUGAGCCUGCAAGUGAGCCAGGCAUCGUUGCCGGGCUCCCCCGAGUACAGCAAGUCGGGCAUUAAUCAGCUAGAACGAACCAAGUACACCUCCUCGCUGCACAAGUUCUUUUUUAGUCUGGUGCAUAAAUCUCGAUUGGCCACAGACGUGUAUGCCCUAAUGUUCCUGUGCGAUUUUAUAAACUUUUUUGUGCUGCUCUUUGGCUUCACAGCAUUUGGAACCCAGCAAACAGAAAGCGAUGAAGGCGUGCAAACAUAUCUGGCAGAGAAUAAAGUGCCCAUACCUUUCCUGAUUAUGCUGCUGGUCCAGUUCCUGCUCAUUGUCAUCGAUCGGGCGCUGUAUCUGCGCAAGGCCCUGGUGAACAAGAUAAUUUUCCAUUUCUUCUCGGUGAUCGGCAUACAUAUCUGGAUGUUCUUCGUGGUGCCGGCGGUGACGGAGCGUACCUUCAACUCGCUGGCGCCACCGAUCAUCUUCUAUGUGAUCAAGUGCUUUUACAUGCUGCUGAGCUCCUAUCAAAUCAAGUCGGGCUAUCCCAAGCGCAUUCUCGGCAACUUUUUCACCAAGGGCUUCUCGAUGGUCAACAUGAUCGCCUUUAAGGUAUACAUGCAGAUCCCGUUCCUGUACGAGCUGCGCACCAUCCUCGACUGGGUCUGCAUCGACAGCACCAUGACCAUCUUCGACUGGCUCAAGAUGGAGGAUAUCUUCUCUAACAUAUAUCUCAUACGAUGCACCAGGCAGUCGGAAACCGACUUCCCAGCCAUGCGCGCCCAAAAAAAGGCUUCCAUCUCGAAGCUGAUUAUGGGCGGCACUAUUGUCCUGCUGAUUGUCAUAUGCAUCUGGGGUCCGUUAUGUCUGUUUGCCUUAGGCAAUGCUGUGGGCACCUCCAAUGUGCCCUUCCAGGUGUCGCUCUCCAUCCGAAUUGGACCCUACGACCCCAUUUAUACCACCAACAACUACGAUAGCAUUUUCGAAAUUGAUCCCACGAUGUACUCGCAAAUGACUAAUGCUUAUAUCAAGGAUAAACAGGCUCUGACCUUUAUCACUGGCUACGAUGCCACGGAUGUAGCGGCGGUCAAGUUGGCUGGGAACUCGCCCUCCCUGUGGAAUAUAGCACCGCCAGAUAGGCAGCGUUUGCUGAAUGAUUUGAGAAAUAAUCAUACUUUAAAGGCCCGCUUCUCCUACACCCUUACACGGAAGGCUCCGGCCAAGGGUCUGAAAGAAAUUGUGGGCGAUGAGCAUGCCAUCUCCCUCGACGAGACAUUUGAAGGACGUGCAGCUCUCAUCAAUAUGCUUAACGAAACCCACGACUUAGAGCCAACGGGUAAUGACACCAGUACCAAUGGAACCUCUAGCUUUGAAGAAGCAGUAGUGCUGCCUGCCAUGAUACCAAAAUUCAUCAAGGUGCUCAACUCAGGCGAUGCCGCUGUGGUCACUGUGCUGAGUCCCAAGAACGAGGAAUACCGUCCUCUGGUCAUCAAAAUGCAUCGAGACAAGGAGACAAACGGUCUGUGGUGGGAAAUACGAGACUUCUGCAAUGACACCUUCUACAAUACCACUCUGAAGGAGUUUGCCUACAGCAACUGCACUUCCGGUAUUGUGAUGUAUACCUUCAACGACAAGAAGUUCCCAUCGACAUUCAGCUUCCUCACAGCUGGCGGCAUAAUUGGGCUGUACACCACAUUCGUGUUAUUGGCCUCGCGCUUCAUGAAGUCCUUCAUUGGGGGACAAAAUCGAAAGAUUAUGUUCGAGGAUCUACCCUAUGUAGAUAGGGUAUUGCAGCUGUGUCUGGAUAUAUACCUGGUACGCGAGGCCUUGGAAUUCGCCUUGGAGGAAGAUCUGUUUGCCAAAUUACUCUUCCUGUACCGUUCGCCCGAGACGCUCAUCAAGUGGACCCGUCCCAAGGAGGAGUACGUGGACGAUGAUGCCGACACCGACUCAAUGAGCGUGCGGCGUUCAGAGCAGCUGCAGCAGCACCAACAACACCAGCAGCAACAAUAACAUAGGCCCAACCCAAGCGCUUAAGUAAUCUAGAACUGGUCUACGUAUAUAGUACGUAUGGGGUUACCGUAGGUUUCAUAGUCUUUUUUUAAACAUUUUUUGUAUGAAAACGUUUGUAAAAGUAAGAAUAUAGUUAGAACUAGACAUAGAGCUAGGUACAGACGAACACAAAUCAAAACACAAAGUACACAUCACCCAUUUAUACGGCCUACAGAUAGUUCGAUUUAUUGUCACAAGUACUGCCCAUGUGUAAAACUGAAAAGUUCUAAGGUGUACACCAACUAUUUUUAACAUACAUAGAAAAUGUAUGUACAUAUUGUAUGUAUGUGUUACGAAUACCGACCAUAUACGCUAGUGUCUAUAGUUGUAAGUAAGCGAAAAGUGUUGCUGUUUGAUAGUUAAACAAAUGAAAAUACUAGUGAAUUAUAAUUGUCUAAAGAGAGAAAAUAAUUUAUUUAAGUUAAUACUAAAUUAUGUGUACAUCAAUGAAGAAGAAGAAAGAUAAACUAAUAAUAAUCAUGAAAACUCAUAUUCAGGGAAUUUUAGCAUUUUACAAAAACCGUAUGUGUAAAGAAUUAACCAAAACUGAAGCAUCCAACAAUGAAUGUUUUAUAUAUUGAUACGAAACAAUAAUAACUUGUAAUUACCAAUAUCGCUUCGAAUCGCUACGUUGCCUCUGU